GUCCAAAAACAAGUAAAUUCCCAGCAACCCCAGCCAACGCCCUUGAACAGCGAAACAGGAGCGAAGACAAAAGAAGCAGAGAUCGUUGCUCAUCCGCUCCGCCGGCGGACAGGAUACCCGGCAUCCCCUCCCACGAUGUGACCCUGGCACCGACAAAAUGUGAAUUCCACCAACCAGCGAUGUCAGCCUCGACAACUCUCCUCCUCGCAGGAGAAACCUCCGAGGGUCUGGCGGUUUCUGUUGGCAUGCGGCUCAGAUCCAGAUAUUCCGCCGUUACACGAUUGUUGGUGGAAAACAAACGACACCCAGUGGUGCGGAUGAAGCCCCAAUUUACACGGGUACGCGAAUGGAUCCCGUGGUAGGAUCGACGAUAUUAUGGUACCAUGUAAGGUGCCCUGGUCCAAACUAUUUAAAGGGCGGAUAAAUGAACCAUCUUCUGUUCCCCGGUUAUCGCUUUCCCAGGUGUCUUCUCUCAUCGCCAACAUGCUUCCCUCCAUUGCUCUGGGGCUCUCGCUCACAACCGGCGCAGCGGCGGCGGCACUCGACGCCCGCGCCGGUCGCACGUCGCCACCGGAAGGGUGCCUGGCCGUCGGAGGCUCCGCGACCUACAAAACGGUCCAGUCCGCCGUCGACGCCCUCAGCACGUCCACCAGCACGGCGCAGUGCAUCUUCAUCUACAAGGGCACCUACGAGGAGCAAGUCUACAUCCCGGAGCUCAAGUCGGCGCUCACCGUCUACGGCGAGACGCCCGACACCAGCAGCUUCGCCGCCAACACGGUGACCAUCACGCAGAGCCGGAGCCAGGACGACUCGCCCAACAACGACGCGACGGCGACGCUGCGGGCGCACGCGGGCAACCUGCGCGUGUACAACGUCAACCUGGUCAACACGCGCGGCAAGGGCUCGCAGGCGGUGGCCGUGAGCGCGCAGAACGACCGCCAGGGCUACUACGCCUGCCAGUUCCGCGGCUUCCAGGACACCGUGCUGGCCAACGAGGGCGCCCAGGUCUACGCCCGCAGCUACAUCGAGGGCGCCACCGAUUUUAUCUUUGGUCAGCGUGCCAGCGCCUGGUUCGAUGGCGCGGAUAUUCGCGUGCUCGCGGCGUCCACCGGUUACGUCACCGCCAGCGGCCGCGACUCGGCUUCGAGCUCGUCAUACUAUGUGAUCAACAAGUCGGCUAUCGCAGCCAAGGCAGGGGAUAGUGUGUCGGCGGGUGCGUAUUUCCUCGGUCGGCCGUGGCGUAACUAUGCUCGGGUGGUGGUUCAGGACACUAGUCUGUCGGCGGUGAUCAAUGGGGCUGGGUGGAGGAUCUGGAAUGACGGCGACCCGAGGACGGACGGGGUUGAGUUUGGGGAGUAUGGGAACACCGGUGACGGCUCAAAGGGAACGAGGGCGAGCUUUGCAAAGAAGCUAUCGGCUGCCGUCAGUAUCUCAACCGUGCUGGGGAGCGAUUACGAGGACUGGGUGGACACCAGCUAUCUGUCGUAGGUCCUGAGAUACCUACCUACUUGAUGAGGUAGAGCAUAGCAAUGGGAGCACAGUGCUAUUGUUUUACAUAGUUAAAUCACAAUGCCUGCCUAGUCGUACAUAUCACCUUUCCCUUCGAGCCUACC
Chaetomium fimeti is the source of this 1613-nucleotide messenger RNA. Its product is annotated as carbohydrate esterase family 8 protein. The transcript has a single exon. Bases 376 to 1488 code for a protein of 370 amino acids. NCBI's taxonomy places the organism in Eukaryota, Fungi, Ascomycota, Sordariomycetes, Sordariales, Chaetomiaceae. The record is from RefSeq and is a predicted model, not a curated record. Gene Ontology annotation, biological process: pectin catabolic process; cell wall modification. Gene Ontology annotation, molecular function: pectinesterase activity.